GAAUUUGACUUGACAGUUCGUCGCGUCCUAACAGCUGUUUUACCAAUUGCCUCGAAAAAGCACGAUUUUAAAAUCGGUUGAGCUGUAUGCACGUGUUGGAGAGUUAUUUUGAAAAAAGUAUAGUUCAUGUUUAAUAAGUGAUUAAAAUGGAAGAAGAAGUCGGUAUAAAAGUGACAAGGCUUAGGAGAAGGUUGUCUGUUGAUGCUGAUGAUGUUUUGUCACCCUCCUCACAGUCAACACCAACAAAGAAGAGGAGUGGAAGACUUGCAGCUAAGCCACAGUUGGAACUCAUUGAUGAAAAUGUACCAGACCUUGUUCCAAACAAGACAACCAAAGCCAUAGCCGCAGAAGAAAAAGUACUCACACCAGCAAGACGCAGCCAAAGGAUUCGUUCUAACACAAGCAUUCUGUCGGAGACACCAGAAAUUGAAGAGAAGAGUACUCCAGCAAGGCGUACAACCAGAGUCAAGUCUAAUACCAGUCUUGUAGCAGAGGUGACAAGUACUACCACACCAAGAGCUAAGAGAGCAGCAAGGAGGAAUUCUCAAAUAGGCAGUGACAAUGAAGCCCCUAUUACUCCCGUCAGACAGACUCGAAGAACUCGGAAAGACUCCACAUCCAGUGUGGACAAAACAGCUGACAAAGGCAGCCAAAUCAAAGAAGCCAUUGUUGAAGAAACAGAAAACUCGGACAAUAACAAAAAGGAUUCACCCAUCAGGAAGAGUCCCAGAUUGAGUGAAAAGGCUCUUAGCAAGGCACAGCCAGUGGUUCAAAUAGAAAAACUUGACUUAACAAGCAAGACUGAUACAUCAAUGACACAAAAGGAAAACAAGGAAACAAUGAAGGCAGUAGAAGAAAAGCCAUCUGAAAACAACAACCUUUCAAUUACCAGUUCUAAAUUGAUUAAAGACUUAGAUGAUGCACCCAAAAAAGCCAAAAACGACAUGAAUAAGAGUGCCAAUGCUUUAUAUGACGAAGCCUUACCUAAACCCAGAAGGAGCAGAACUAAAUCAUGGACAACUAUAUCCGUAGAACCUUCACAUGACAACAAUUUCAAUAGUGACAGUGAAGUAUUUAAAAAGGACAGCAAAAAGAAAAAUAAUACACUUAAUACCUCCAAUAUGUCUGGUUCUGGAGAUGGUAUUAUGAACACAAGUAACAAACAGAAUGAAGAUGUUAACACUUCAGUACUUUCAGAUAAGAAAAACAAGAAGCGUCAGGAAAAAUCCUUGAUCAUGGAUACUGAAACCACAGAUCCAGUUUUAAGUGAAUCACCUAAACUAAAAAAGUCAGAAGUUAUAUCUGAAGAUUCGUCAGAUUCCAAAAAGGAUAAAAAAGAGCGUAAAAGUUUAAAUACGUCUAAAGAAGAUACUGUAACUGAGAAACUGUUCCAACAACCACCUACUGGCCUUAUCACAUCUUUAGUAUUCAUUGACGACUCUGACUCAAAUCAUGAGAGUGUUGGCAAAGGAAAUACAGAGAAGGACUUUGACAGUGGAGAUCAAUGCGUACCAGUUGUUGACCAUGGCUUAGGAUCCAACGAAACUAAAGAAGCCGCAAAUAACUUGAGCUACGAACCAAUGGAUGUUGAUGAAACUCUACCUGAAAAUAUAUCUCUAUCGACUUUCGCACAGAAGAAUAAUUCAGUUAAACUCGAUGACAAGGAAAAUGAAUCACAAAAACGGAAGUCAUUAAAUAUUUCUCAAAUUAAAGACAACAGUUUGUUGAAUUCUAAAAGAAAGUCAUCUAUUUCCAAUGUAGUUUCGGAAGAUACUCUUGAUGGCACUAACUUGCCAAGUCGAAGAUCUUUGGAUAAGAGCUCAGUAAAUAAUAGCUACACUAACAAUUCUAAACGAAAUUCUUCUGUUUUUAAUGUCUCAACCAUAGACUUGAAACAUAACAUUGAAAGUAAUGUCAAAAGAUCUAAAACUAAGUCUUUGACUGCUGAGGAAGUUAAAGACGUGAUCAUGGAGGAAAUAACCAAUAAAUCAAAUAGAAGGCCUUCAUUAUUAGAAGAUAGCAUUAAAAAUUCUAGCACAACGUCAGCCGGAGCCCUCGUUAUUGAUGAAUCUGUUAAUACGAGCCUUAACAAAUCUAAAAACAAAAACUCAGUAUCUGCAAUAGUUGCUGAAACUGAGAAAAGAAAGUCUUCAAACUCAGACUCGGUUAAUGUUGAUGAUGUAAUGAAUAAAAGUGAAAAUAAAUCUAAAGAUAAAUCAUCAAUUUUAAAUGAAGUAAAUGAUGAUUCUGCAGAUAAAAGUCUCAGUAAGUCGAAAAGAAAAUCUUCAAUAGGACAAGAAAAUCAUGAUAAGACUGACAAUGCCAACAAAAGCACCUUAGUGUUGUCUCAGUUAAAAGACUUAUCUCAAAGCGAAUUAAAUGCUGAAACUAACAACCUUAAAGAAUCUAAUGAUACCACAGCAAAAUUAUCAAAAUCCGUUAAUACUCCAAAUGUAACAUUAGAUAAAGACUCUGAUAAGAAGAAUUUAUCACUAACAUAUUUGACAAGCACACCUUUACAGCAGAAGUCGUUGAAAAAGUUGGGCAUGCAGAUCAAUAGUUCAAUAAUCACACCAAGCAGUACAACUAAAAUAGAGAAGAAGAAUACUACGAAAAGCUCUACAAAAGAAGCUUCUAUCAUGUCGCAAGAUUCAUCUGAAGAUGAUGAGUCUGAAGAAGAUGAUGACUCAGAAGCAUCUGAAGAAGAAGAAGAAUCAUCUUUAGAAAAAAGCAACUUGAUGGACGAUGAGGCCGAAGAAGCAGGUGAGGGUUACGAAUCAGGAGACAGCAGAGAUGAAGACGAAAAGGAAUACGAGGAACAAAACGAGAUUGCAAUUAAAGGUGAAACUCUAGACUCUGAUGACGAAGAAGAAUACUCAGACGAUGAAUACGAAAAGGAUUCAUUCAUAGUUAGCUCGGAUGAGGAAGAUAAUGAUCUACUUAGCGGAUCAGGCGAUGACCUUGAUAUGAGCGAUAAUGAACUGAAAAUGACCUCAAAAUCUAAAAAGAAAUACAACGAACGUAAGUCCAAAGAACAAAAGAAGGCUUCUAGAGAAAUGUUUGAAGCGAGACAUCAGCUGGAUGAUAAAACUGGUUCUAAAAAGAAAAAUAAUCGUCAACGUUUAGACUCGACUUCCUCUGAAUCUGAUGACGAAGUAAAAACACAGCCGAAGCAAAGGCGUCAAAGAAUUGAUUCUAGUCAAGACAGAAGCAAUGUGCAGUCUGAUGCUGACAAGUCUUUAACCAAGAAGAAGACACCAAGACUAAUGUCAGUGUCCUUUUGUGAAGAUAAUGAAAAAGAAACAACCAUUCGUGAAGAUGCUGAAUCAGAGGAGAAGAGCAAAGGGCGUGAAAACAAAUCUAGUCAAGAAGAUAUCAGCAAUGCUCAGUCUGAAGCCGAUAAAUCUAUCUCAAAGAAAAAGAUAGCCAGGCGCAUGUCAGUUUCCAUUUGCGAAGAUGACGAAAAGGAAAAGUCUGUUACCGAAGUCUUUGGAACCGAACCAAGAAACAAAAAGCUUCCUCUAGAUAACAGUCAAAAUGUAAGCAAUGUCCAGUCUGACCCGGAAAAGACUUUAUCCAGUAAAAAGAAAAAGAUAAAUAGACGUAUGUCUGUUUCCAUAAGCGAAGAUGUUGAAACGAAUGAGGAAGAAAUCACUAUUCGUGAAGAAGCUGAACCAGGCAAAGAUGACCCAUUAGCAUUGCAGCAUGCUAUUAAAACAGAACCAAAGACUCCUCAGAAAGAUUUAAAUAUUUCAACUGUAGCAGUUACCAGUGUUGAUGACGCGGAACAAGUCAAUGUUGACGAAAAUGUGACAAUCUUGGAAUCUAAUCAAACAUCAGACCCAUUACAAACCACUGAUAGCGAAGAUUCUCUCAGUGAAAAUGAAGAAAUAACUGAAAACUAUGAAUCUAUGCUUAACAAUUUAAACAAUAUUACCUCAAAGAAAAAUAAAACUCAGGACAUCUCCUUGAAUUUAGACAAAAAGACAAAACAGAAGAAGAACAAAGAACCUAUUGUAGAUCAACUGAAUCUAACUCAAGUUAAAAAAUCAAAGAAAAAGAAUGCAACUGUUGUGGAUGAACAACCUAAAGUCGAGGAGGGUAAAAAUACUGAGAAAGAAAAGCAAGUAUUAGUAUUUUCCGAAGGUUCGUCGGAUUCUAUUGACAUGAAGUUAUUGUUCCCUGAAGACAGCAAUGACAGUGAAGCUAUAGGCGUAAACAAGAACGAGCAAGCCAAGGAUAGCAAGAAAACAGACGAAAACACCGAAGUUCCUGAUGAUUUCAUACCAUUGAAGAGAACUGAAGGCAAAACAAACAUUCUUGAGAAUUCAGAAACCAUUAACAAGUCUGUGGAUGAAUCAGUGUUGAAUGUGAGCAGUAAGAAGAAAAAUAAGCGCAAAUCAGCACAGACUGUGGAAAAUGAGGAUAUCAUGAAUGAGCAGGAGACAAAUUUGAAUUUCUUUAUUGAUACAACUGGGGAUCUUGCUGACAGUGAAAAGAAUGAUGCUAACACUUCUAUAAAGAGCAGUGCCAAAAAGAAAAAACAGAAGAAUAACGUCUCCUUUGUUAAUAUUGAGAGGAAAAAACCUGGCCAUGAAUCUGAUGAUGCACCACUCGAAGUUUCGUACCAAAGCAACAGGAACACAACUCAAAUUGAAGAGGAACCUGCAACUGAAAUUCUAAACGAAACUAACGCAGCUGACAAGUCAAACACUUCGAUCACAGAAGGCAGUGCUAAGAAGAAGAAGAAAUUGUUGGAAUCUCAAGUGGAGCAGGAAAAAGAGGGCGAUACAAACGUUUUAGUUCAAAAUGUGUCAAUAGGCAGUGCUAAAAAGCAGAAACAGAAAACAGCUGAUGAGAAUUCUGGAGUGGAAGCUACUGAAGACUCGACUUCCUCUGAAUCUGAUGACGAAGUAAAAACACAGCCGAAGCAAAGGCGUCAAAGAAUUGAUUCUAGUCAAGACAGAAGCAAUGUGCAGUCUGAUGCUGACAAGUCUUUAACCAAGAAGAAGACACCAAGACUAAUGUCAGUGUCCUUUUGUGAAGAUAAUGAAAAAGAAACAACCAUUCGUGAAGAUGCUGAAUCAGAGGAGAAGAGCAAAGGGCGUGAAAACAAAUCUAGUCAAGAAGAUAUCAGCAAUGCUCAGUCUGAAGCCGAUAAAUCUAUCUCAAAGAAAAAGAUAGCCAGGCGCAUGUCAGUUUCCAUUUGCGAAGAUGACGAAAAGGAAAACGAAGAUGUUGAAACGAAUGAGGAAGAAAUCACUAUUCGUGAAGAAGCUGAACCAGGCAAAGAUGACCCAUUAGCAUUGCAGCAUGCUAUUAAAACAGAACCAAAGACUCCUCAGAAAGAUUUAAAUAUUUCAACUGUAGCAGUUACCAGUGUUGAUGACGCGGAACAAACAAAAGACAAACAGAAGAAGAACAAAGAACCUAUUGUAGAUCAACUGAAUCUAACUCAAGUUAAAAAAUCAAAGAAAAAGAAUGCAACUGUUGUGGAUGAACAACCUAAAGUCGAGGAGGGUAAAAAUACUGAGAAAGAAAAGCAAGUAUUAGUAUUUUCCGAAGAAACAAGAACGAGCAAGCCAAGGAUAGCAAGAAAACAGACGAAAAACACCGAAGUUCCUGAUGAUUUCAUACCAUUGAAGAGAACUGAAGGCAAAACAAACAUUCUUGAGAAUUCAGAAACCAUUAACAAGUCUGUGGAUGAAUCAGUGUUGAAUGUGAGCAGUAAGAAGAAAAAUAAGCGCAAAUCAGCACAGACUGUGGAAAAUGAGGAUAUCAUGAAUGAGCAGGAGACAAAUUUGAAUUUCUUUAUUGAUACAACUGGGGAUCUUGCUGACAGUGAAAAGAAUGAUGCUAACACUUCUAUAAAGAGCAGUGCCAAAAAGAAAAAACAGAAGAAUAACGUCUCCUUUGUUAAUAUUGAAGAGGAAAAACCUGGCCAUGAAUCUGAUGAUGCACCACUCGAAGUUUCGUACCAAAGCAACAGGAACACAACUCAAAUUGAAGAGGAACCUGCAACUGAAAUUCUAAACGAAAGUGCCAAAAAGAAGAAGAAAAAAAAUAAGAAGGGAUUGAAUUCGUCUGUAGUUGAAGAAAUCAGCUUAUUUGGACAAAAAGCUAACGCAGCUGACAAGUCAAACACUUCGAUCACAGAAGGCAGUGCUAAGAAGAAGAAGAAAUUGUUGGAAUCUCAAGUGGAGCAGGAAAAAGAGGGCGAUACAAACGUUUUAGUUCAAAAUGUGUCAAUAGGCAGUGCUAAAAAGCAGAAACAGAAAACAGCUGAUGAGAAUUCUGGAGUGGAAGCUACUGAAGAAGGCAACAACUUAAACAAUGAAGAUACGUCAAAGAAACGCAAACGUAAAUCAUCCGCGAAUCAAACCAUAGAAGACAUUGUUGUUGAAAGUGAGCUAAAACUCGAUACUUCUAAGGACUCCACUGCUAAACAGAAGAAGAAGAAAAGGAAAAUAUCACAAACUAAUGACGACACUGAAAAAACUGAUGUUCAAGAAAUAGUAAAGGAAUCUCAAGAUCAAUCUGAUGUUAAAAAUAGCAAGAAGAAAAAUCAACCACUACUUCAAGAUAUUGAAAAUGGUGAGAAAGGAGCCAAGAAGAAAAAUAAAAAGCGAAAAGAGAGAGAUGAUGAUGAAUGCAGUAACAUUUCAAAGAUUCAUAAACAAAAUUCCUUUGACAAGGUGCAUGUUCCUCGGUUACCAACAGAUGUUCUACAACAAUUAGAAGAUAAACCUAAACUAGAGACUCUCGAUGCAGAGAAACCAAAAGUCAUUGCUACAUCAUCAUUUUUAGUAGAACAAACUAAGAAGAGAAGAGCUAAACCUUCAAACUAUUUGGAAGAAAGUGUUUAUUUGAAUGACUCUGUAGAAGAGAAAAAGCAAAGAGGUUUAGUGAAAAACCCAAAAGUUCUGCCAUUCAUACCGACAGCUUCAACAUCGCAUACUGGUUUUACCACCAAGUUUGAAGUCAACAUUAUACCUCAAACAACGCAAUUUGUCGCUCAGUCUAGUGAAGUGCCUAAUUUUAAAAAUGAUUAUCUCUCCAAAAAGAGAAUAAAAAAAUUAGGCACCUUUGAAAAGUGUAAAAGACUAAGGAGUGUCAAACUUUCUAAAUUUUAACAAUAAUAUUUUGAUGAACUAAUUGCUACGGUACCGCCUCAAUACUAUUCCAGUGUUAAUUUAGUAUAUAGGCUUUGUUUUAAUUGUACUCAUUUGUUUCAAUCUUUCAAUAAUUUUUAUCUUAAUUAUUAUGUCUUCUAGAAACAUGUUAUUGUUACAAAAUUGAAAAAAAAAAGAGUCAGUGUUUGGCUAUGAAAUUAAAAAUAAAGUUUUUCAUGUUUGAAGAUUUUGAACUAAUGUUGAAUGUUGACAAUUGUGUUUAGCAUGAUUAUUUUUUUCUCGUCUUGUGUCAUAUCUUUUAAAAAAUAUACAUUUUGUGUUAUGUAAUUAGCUUUUAAGAUGCCUGGAAUCAAAGCUUUGUGUAAUUUACUGCACAAAACAUUAUGGAAGGCUAUGAUACAAGGCAUUUACAUUGUUGAUACUUUUCUUUAUGAUGCCGUAUCUGUUGUAUUAAAUUUUUUCUAUGACUAUAAAUAUUUUAAAGUAUCAAUAAUAUCAAAGAAAUGAUUUCUACGUUUUAUGACAAGUGUUUGUAAUAUUUUGUUUCUUUUGAUUUUCGCGCCACUUAUUGCAAACUUUUCGAAAAUGGCCACUAGAGAGCGCUGGCGUCUAAAAAAAGUGGUAUCGCCCAUGUGUCUUGAGUUUUCAAUUAUAUUUACUUAACUUUUGACAUUUUAUUAUUUUCUUCAAUAAAAAUAUACUUUCCAAUGA
Messenger RNA from Trichoplusia ni (cabbage looper), 7844 nucleotides. RefSeq names its product kinesin-related protein 4-like. Bases 147 to 7133 code for a protein of 2328 amino acids. NCBI's taxonomy places the organism in Eukaryota, Metazoa, Arthropoda, Insecta, Lepidoptera, Noctuidae. The transcript has 25 exons. The record is from RefSeq and is a predicted model, not a curated record.